Molecule: messenger RNA, 828 nt
Organism: Bufo gargarizans (Asiatic toad)
Lineage: Eukaryota; Metazoa; Chordata; Amphibia; Anura; Bufonidae
Product: claudin-3-like
Exons: 1
Coding region: 1-645 (214 amino acids)
Biological process (GO): bicellular tight junction assembly; cell adhesion
Cellular component (GO): bicellular tight junction; plasma membrane
Molecular function (GO): structural molecule activity
Source: RefSeq, a predicted model, not a curated record
AUGUCUAUGGAACUUGAGUUCCUAGGUGUGACAAUUUCCAUUAUCAGCUGGCUUGGCACUUUUGUCUCUUGUGCUCUUCCAAUGUGGAAGGUGACUGCCUUAAUCGGCAACAACACUGUGGUGACCCAGAUUAUCUGGGGGGGACAGUGGAUGAAUUGUGUAGUACAAACCACUGGGCAAAUGCAGUGCCAAGUCUAUGAUUCCCUGCUUGGGCUUCCUCAAGAUCUUCAAGCUUCUCGAGUCUUGAUGGCUAUCUCCAUCAUCAUAGGUAUAUUUGGAAUCCUCAUCUCCAUCAUUGGAGCGAAGUGGACCAAUUUUGUUCAAGAUGAGUCAGCAAAAGCCAAGAUCACGAUUGUAUCUGGGGUUAUCUUUAUUCUUUCAGGACUCAUGACACUCAUCUCUGUCUACUGGUCAGCAAAUGCAGUUAAUCGUGAUUUCUAUAACCCUCUAGUUGUGGAUGCUCAAAAGAGGGAGUUGGGGACAUCAAUACACAUUGGGUGGGCGACUUCAGCACUUCUAAUGCUUGGAGGUGCCCUGCUAUGCGGCACUUGCCCACCAAAACAGGAGAAAUACCCUGCAUCAAGAGUGGCUUAUUCAGCGGUAACGUCCACGAAUCCUGGAUAUGAUCAGAAAGACUACGUCUAAUAUAUGAUAUUAUGUUUUCCUGUCCAGCUCAGUGUAGGCAGCAGGUGCUGCAAGUGUUUAUUACUAUGGCUGCGGGGGACAGGAACCCAUACUAUCAAAUAUACAAACUGUUGGUAAAUCCAGAGGAAGUAAGUUACAUAUACUCCUAUUGCAUCUAUUUCAUCUAGACGGUAUAAUCACCCG